AUGAGCGGAAAUAACGUUUACCCAUAUGAAAGGAUUGCCCAUCUAGAAAAUAACUCAUAUAUUUAUGGUGAGCCUAUAUAGUGUUUUGCCUUAAUUUUACUAUUAAAAUUUUUUAUUUUUUAUAAAUUAAAUGAUUUAUACUUAUUUAUAAUAGUCGUAAUCUUAUUUUUUUAUAGUAAAUAUAUGAGAAUAUUUAUUUUAAAUAGUAUAAAAUAUUUAAAUAUAUAGAAAAUUCCUGGGGAUAGCGCGGAAUACGCUAUCCCCAGGACCAAACCGGGAUCGGAUCCCACAUGGAACGAGGGUUCCAUGUGUGGAUCCAUUUUUCACACGUGAAAGUAAAUAUCUCACAUGUAAAAAAUGGAUCCACACAUGGAACUCCCGUUCCAUGUGUGAAUCCGAUCCCGGUUGGUCCUGGGGAUAGCGUAUUCCGCGCUAUCCCCAGGAAUUAUCUAUACCUUUUCCAUCAGCUAAUAUUUCUCCUGUAGAAGACUAUGACCAAUCUCUACAUGAAAAUAAUUCAAAUGAAGAAAAAAGUGAGAAUUUUGUUGAACAAGAAACAGAAGACAAUAGAGUUAUCUUGCAAGAAAGCCCAUACCAGGAAAGCCCAAAUAGGUUUAAGGACAUUGAAAGCAGCAUUGAAAGACAGAUUGUUGAAAAAGAAGCAUAUUGGUCAAGAAAAUCAGCUGAAAUAAGAGAAACCUGGAAGCAGCUGCAGCUGAAUAAUAUAGAAAGAUCACAGUCUCCGCCUGCAAGAAGGCCAUUAUCCAAUAGAAACACAUCUCCUGGAAGCUCUAAGCAUAUAAGGCCAGCCUCAACUCGAAAUAAAUCAAAAUCAACUGUAAAAAAAUCAAAAUAUGAGCACAUAAAUAACAAAUAUUCCAAAAUUAACACAAAAAGUCCUUAUUGCCGGUCAACUUUUUCCCAAGAGGUGAGAGUCAUGGAAAAUCAGCCAUAUACUUAUAGUAAAAAAAAGGUAAAAAAGAGCAAUACAAAGAAAAAUUUAGAAGAAGAGAUGCUUGAUAGGAUUAUAAAAGUGGUCGAAAAGCAUUCAAAAUUGUGCCCUCAUUUAAAGAGCGAGGUGGAUCAGGGUUGUCAUUCCCUCUGCAUUUUUGGCAUGCCCAGUCAUUAUCAAGCCAUUUUCUAACUCCCCCCCCCCUCCGUGAGCGAACAAAACCAUUAGAAAAAAUCGCCAUUUUUUGACCCAAAAAACCCACCCUCCGUGAGUGAACAAAAAUUUUUUUAAUAGAAAAAAUUUUAAUGGAAAAAAAUUUUGAUAUAUAAGUGAUAAUUAGUAUAAUGAAAUCUAGAGCUAAUUCUGUUUAAUUUUAAACAAAUUGCGUUUUAAAACAUAAAUUUUGCAAAUUAAAUUAAUAUUUGCUUCCCAAUUUUUGCAAAUUAGGAUUUUUUUAAAUUUCGAAAAAAAUAUUUUUUAUAAAAAUUUAUAUAUAAAUUUUUUUUAAAAAAAAAAAUUAACCCCCCUCCGUGAGCGAACAAAAUUUUUUUGUUCGCUCACGGAGGGGGGGGGGAGUAAGAAAAAAAAAUUUUAAAAAGUCUGAUAAGGAAAAUAUUACCUAUUUUCUGGCUAUUAAAACGUACAAAAAAACAUGCACCAUGGAUCAGAUAAGAAAAGAGACUCUGAAAGCUAAAUGGCGGUAA
Blepharisma stoltei is the source of this 1656-nucleotide messenger RNA. NCBI's taxonomy places the organism in Eukaryota, Ciliophora, Heterotrichea, Heterotrichida, Blepharismidae. The record is from the annotation of a GenBank genome assembly.